CCACACAAGAGUGAGACUCACUGAACAAUCUCCAACAGCCUGUUGCAGAUCUGAGUCAAGGGAGAUUGCUGUCAUUGGUGAGGAUGCAUCCUCUAUUGAGGGUAACGUGAAUGUCCUGCAUAUCCAGUACAGCAAGAUGCGACCAGACACCUUGGUAGUCAAAGACCGAAUGCAGCGAACUUUUGAAUGGCGAAGAAGGGAGAUAAGAGAUGGGAUGACUGUGGAGGAUAUACUUAAGAAAUACCCUUUCUUAAAAACAACCUCAGGGUUGUGUGAUGAAGUUGACCGAAUGCAUUUAUCAACUGUCAGCUUAAGCCAGCGCUUCAAGGACGGCUUUACUAGUAUUGUGCCAAAGGUGCUUCAGCUUGUUCAAAGAAAUGCUCCAUUAGCCAAAAUCUACAAAGAAGCAAGAGAAGAGAUGCUUGCAGAAGAUCUACCAGAUUAUGACUUUCGUGCAGCGCUUAUUCUGCUGCCCCACAUCUUUAAAGAGAAAGUUGAGAGCUUCAUCACAUUGGGAGAGUCUGAUGCUGAUACUCCAUACCCAACCAUACAAUUGGUAGAAACUGACUGGAAAAUGGCUUUCUCCAAAAGGCUUCAAGUCAUUGUCAAAGUUGAUGGUGUGGAGGUGUGCAGGGGAAUAGGAGUUGAAGAAGGAACACUUGCAGCCUUCAGUGCUUACCAUGUUUUCAACUUGGCUUAUCCACCCUACAUGAAGAAUACACUGACCUUCCUGCAGCAUGCCAUAGCAAAAAUUACUGAGGUGGAUGGCAAGCCCCUUCCAAUAACUGUCACCCGAAUAAUUAAUAUCCUGUGCUGAAAAUGCCACAACAAUAUCGAUGCACAAGGUGUAGAAGAAAAACCUUCACCUUAAUGAAACUCAUUCAACAUGUUGGUCUGGUUCACAACCAUGAACCCAAUUUCAGCAUCACUUGUGGACUGAAUAACUGCAAGUCAUCUUUUACAGUAUAUGGGUCUUUCAGGCGUCAUGUCUAUUGGAAACAUAGAAAGCUUGUUCUACCUCACGAUGAUAUGGAUGCGACUGAAUACAUGGACAAUGAUUUUGAGGAAAUGGACAGUCACAAUGAUCUGGAGUAAACCAAUGAGCUACUACAUGCUAGGAUAGAUGAAAUCCAUCCACUUAGUAGGAAUGAGCUUUUGACAAACUUUAUAGAAAAUCUCUUCAGCUUUUUUCUUAAAUGUAGAGAAAAAAAUCACAUUCCACUGUCCAGCAGGAAAUAGUGAAUGACAUAAAUUUUUUAUUUUGUUAUUUUAAAGAGAAUUACGACUCUUUUAUUACGUACCAUCUUCAAAAAAAUGGGUUCAACAUUUUAGAAUGUCCUGAAAUAAGAUAAAUGGUACAGUCAAGAGAUUUUUUUGAAGACGCUUCCAAAAUUGUUAGCUCUCCUUACAUGUUGAAAGACCAUUGUAAAUCUAAGCUUAGGCUGGUCUAACCGGUACAUCAUAUUUUGAGAUCACCUAGUGGACACAAAAUAGGCACAUAUUCAUAUGUACCCAUCACUGAGGUUUUAAGGAACUAUUGCUCACAUGAGGACAUCCAUCCAUCCAUUUUCUACCGCUUAUCCGAACUACCUCGGGUCACGGGGAGCCUGCGCCUAUCUCAGGAGUCAUCGGGCAUCAAGGCAGGAUACACCCUGGAUGGAGUGCCAACCCAUCGCAGGGCACACACACUCACUCAUUCACUCCACAUGAGGACAUAUUUGAUGAAAUUCAAGCAAACAGCUAUUUAGACAGAGAUCCAGAUUAUUUAAGUGACUACUCGGAUGGUACAUAUUUCAAGGAACAUCCCUUCUUUAAAGCUAAUCCGCAUGCCUUACGUCUUCAUUUUAAUGAAGACGAAUUUGAAGUUGUCAACCCCUUAGGUUCAAAGAAAACCAAGCACAAGCUCUGCGCUUUUUAUUAUACGGUAGGCAACGUUAGACAUUGCUCAAAACUGAAGCACAUUCAUCUGGCUUUAUUAGUACGACAAACUUUUGUAAAACGCUGUGGUUUAGCGAAUGUCUUAAAACCGAUGUUAGACGAUCUUAAAAAACUUCAAAGUGAAGGGUUCAUGGUAACUGUAGAUGGGAUUGAGCAGACUAUUCAUGCUGCACUAGCAACAUUUUCAGCAGACAAUCUUUCGGCACAUAUGUUAGCUGGGUUUACAAUGUCGUUUAACUCUGCUAGAAUUUGUCGCUAUUGCAUGGCAACCCACAACGAAAUAAAAGAGAAAUUUAGAGAGAGUGAUUUUGUUUGAAGAACCCCAGAGGUACACCAGUACCAUCUAACGUGUAUUGAAAACACUGAGGAUAAAAGAAUAUAUGGUGUAAACUAUGGUUCACCAUUUAAUGAACUGAACUAUUUUGAUGUGACAAAGGCAUUUCCGCCUGAUAUAAUGCAUGAUUUAUUAGAGGGAGUCAUUCCUCUUAUAAUGAAGCUAGUUCUGAGCUGGGCUCACAAAGAAAAGCAUAUUACUAUUCAAGAGUUAAACGGUGAACUAAAGCAACUGUCCAUUG
Triplophysa dalaica is the source of this 2513-nucleotide messenger RNA. RefSeq lists its product as uncharacterized. The transcript is spliced from 5 exons. NCBI's taxonomy places the organism in Eukaryota, Metazoa, Chordata, Actinopteri, Cypriniformes, Nemacheilidae. The record is from RefSeq and is a predicted model, not a curated record. The coding region runs from base 137 to 817 and encodes 226 amino acids.